CCUCUCUCUCCCUGACAUCAUCCCUAUCGCUGCUGAAGCCCUUUUCCUCUCUGCCUUUCCCACACUCUCCACCUUCUCCCUACCUGGCUCCUUCCUUGUCUCUGUCCUCUUCUGCGUCCUUGCUGUCCCCACCCUGGCUCCUUCCCCCAGCGAGCGGCUCGCUUUCCUUUCCAGGCUUGCGCUCUGCAGCCGCGGGAGCGGCCGCGCGAAGUCGGAGGAACUGGUGCUGAGGCAGCGGUUCGCGCGGGAUCCGGACUCGGGGACGCAAACCCGCGCGGAGCUGGGACAGGGGGCCGCGCUCGCCCGCCGGGCGCCCUCCUGCCCGCGAUGGGCUGCUCCAGCAGCGCCCUCAACAAGGCCGGCGACGGCAGCAGGCCCCGCAGCGAAGAAAGUGAGUCCUGCUUUGUCCAACCAAAACCACGUACACUGGGAAGAGAAUCUACUUUAUUUGGCAAGGUACAAGAGGAAAGCCUUCCUCAACUAGAAAAGCUCAAGAUUUCAGCCGUGUCUACAGCUAAUGGUGUGAAAUCCCUCCAUGAACAGCCCCUGGCAAAGGAUGCUGCAAACCCACCAGGAUCCACAGAGGAAACUCAGCCUCUUAAGGGACUGAAGGAGUCUGGGUCACCUCAGCCAGGUGGCAAAGAUGAUACUCCAGGAGCAGGAGAAAAGAAGAAGGACGUGGAAGCCGUGACAGAGGCUCAGCCUUUUAAAGGAAACGCUGAGACCGAAGCUUUAGGAGCAGAAGCCAAGAGUCAACCUUUGAGGACAGCGGGAGAGAGGGACUCUCCUGGAGCAGUGGAAGGUACUGAGAAUCCACAAGCUGCCGGAGAGAUGACACCCCUAGGAACAGCUGAGAAAAUUCCACCUCUGGAAGCAGCUAGAGAGCCACAAUCUCAAGAAGCUAUGGGGACGGAUGAACAGUCCCAACUUCCAGAUACAGUUCCCAAGGAGAUGGAAUCUCCAGAAAUAUUGGAUGGAAGUCAGCUUGUGGAAACAGCUGUCAAGGAUGAUUCGCUCCAUAAAACUCCUGAAGGUCCAGGAAACAUGGAGCAGAUCCAACCUGAAAGAAUAGUUGGAAACAUGGAACAUCCAGCAGGAAUUCUAGAGACAGGGGCAAAUGUGGAAACGGUCAGGAAUAUUCAUGCUAACGAAGAGGACCAACACGUUGAAGGUGAAACAGGAGAAAAGGUUGAAACAGAGAUGGAGAAUGAGAAAGUAAGUGAAGGGGCUGAAACAAAAGAAGAAGAAACAGGAGAAGCUGUGGAUCUUUCAGCAGCCCCGUAGAUAGGUAUGGUGAUGGAAGGGUGAAUGGACACAGCGUAUCAUAACAGAGAAGCCAGAAAGCAGCAGUGAAGUUUGUGGUUACAGAUCUUUCAACAUCGACAUGUUUUAUACAAGGAGUGUGGUUAUCAUGUUCUUGAUUACAUUGUUCCAUAAAACUGCUAAGCUGUGAACAGUUUUUCUAGCUACUUACAAUUCAAAACUACAAAAAAAAAAAAAAGAAAGAAAAAGAAAACUACAGUAGCCAGAGCCAAUACCAACUAGGGUAUAUGUUCGUUGAAGAGUGUGAGGGUGUUUUCUUCACUGUGGCAAUGGGUCCAUUCAGUGUAGAAAAUGAGACCGUAAAAGAAAGUAUAAACCUUUAAGUAUAGGUGGCUGGAGAAAGGAGUUAGCAGAUUUUAGGGAGCUCAUGAUAAUAAAGUCAUACAGUUGGAAUUAGGAUAGAGUAAGAAUGAUGAACAAUAACCGGUCAAACUAUACCAGUAUUUCUUUCCUAUCACAGAAUUUAGAGCUGGUGGGAACCUGGGAAAGUAUGUCAUCUAAUUACCUUCUCACCUUAAGUCUAUCUACUACCAUACAUCCUUAUUGAUCAUGGUGUAUUAAAUAUGGUAACAAAAUUCUUCUUAAAGGAAUGCAGACUCUGGUGCUGUUAUAAGAUUAGGCAUUUUCACAAUGAAAGGUUAUACAUGUUUUAUGUGCCAUUUUGAAUUGUCUAGUGAUUUUAUACUUAUGUGAGGUGUUUUAAUUGGUGUUAUCCUUUUGACUGACAUCAAAGGUAUUUUAAAUUAACUAACUUUUAAAUAUAUUUCAGAGGCAACAAACAGCAAGAAUUAAAACCUAGAUUUGUUGCCUAUGUGGAAUCUAUUCCUUGGGCCCUAUUUUAUUUUUUUUAAGAUUACUCUGAUUUAAUAUUAGGCUUUAGAUGUGGAAAAGAGCUGAAAAAUCAAGAUUUAAAAACCAUUUAUAAUGUUCUAUUUGUGUUAAAAUGAUACACCACAGAAAGUCACUUUUCAAGUAUUCCUCCAAAGUUGCCAAGGGAUUUUGGUAAAUGAUGAUAUGUGAAUAAUAAUAAUGAUAGCAACCUUGUCCACCAAUGAGUGCCUUGUGUUUAUGAAUAUCAGGAUAGAAUUAUAUUCUGGAAACAUUUUAUAUCUUUAUGUUAUUUGUAAAUAUGUAGUUUAAAGAUAACUGCUCAGAUGAAUUAACUAGACUAUUUUACUUUAGCUUCUAUAUUAAACUGACUAUUAAGAUGAUGUAAUUAAUUUUAAGAACAUAAGAUAGAGGGAAGAAUUAUCAUCCUUACUCUGAUUUUAAUGUUAGUUUAUGUUUCUGACUUUAAAGAGGUGAGGUAGCUAACAAGAGGAGUUACUUGAGUAGAUGACUUCAUCCUUCCUGCAAAGUAAAGAAGCUGGGUUGUGAUUUUAUUGAGAACAGGGAUUGUUUUAUGUGUCUUUGAAUUCAUGCAUUUAGCUCUUUUAAUGGGACAUGAUAGGUGCUUGAUAAGUAUUUGUCGAAACAAUAAAUGAAUAAUAAAUACCAAGUGUUCCCAUUUACACUUAAUUCAUUAAAAAAGAAUAUAGAAUUCUUUAUAUAUUGAAUUUGAAAUAUGAAUUUGUGUGACACUAAUGUUUUCAUUCCGAAGCUGCUCAAGCUUAGUAAGACUAUAUAUUUAGUGUAGUUCCAAAAAUAGUAAUAAUUUGGGGUCAGAAAGUUACAUAACUCAGAACUGCUAUAACAUCUUUCAAGCUACAUUUUGUAAUCCAAAGGUGUUUUUUCUGACCCAAAGGUAUUUUUAUAUAGAUAUCUAGUAAAUAGAAAAUGUCAGAGCUUAGUGUAAAAUAUGAUCACCUUAAAAAGUGAUUGUACUUUGUAUCAAGUACUGAAAUAGUAGGAUUCAUUUACUUAAUAGGCAUAAAGGUCCAUUCUCCAUUGUGUGGAUUUUUAAAAAAAUCUCUAACAUAUGUUAAAGAGAUCUCUAUUCAGAGCUCAUUCUUGAAAGAAGUCUUUCUC
This is a messenger RNA of Mesoplodon densirostris (Blainville's beaked whale), 3291 nucleotides long. RefSeq names its product glutamate rich 5 (gene ERICH5). Bases 328 to 1284 code for a protein of 318 amino acids. NCBI's taxonomy places the organism in Eukaryota, Metazoa, Chordata, Mammalia, Artiodactyla, Ziphiidae. The record is from RefSeq and is a predicted model, not a curated record. The transcript is spliced from 3 exons.